Molecule: messenger RNA, 3162 nt
Organism: Galendromus occidentalis (western predatory mite)
Lineage: Eukaryota; Metazoa; Arthropoda; Arachnida; Mesostigmata; Phytoseiidae
Exons: 1
Coding region: 1-3162 (1053 amino acids)
Source: RefSeq, a predicted model, not a curated record
AUGACCUGGGUUCAAAUAUGGCUCAACGAGUCGCGGUCGGAGGGACGGCUGAUGGCACUGAAAACAAGACUCGGGUGGUUCACCUUCGGAAGAAAGGCGCCGCUCAGUCCGUUCACCAACGUCGUGUGUGCACUCCAGUCGUCGGCGUCAACUCAACAGCAACAACAGUCACUGAAAUCCACCACCGAGGCUCGGGAAAACUCGAAAACAGAACGAGACAUUGAGUUCUUGUUCGAGACUGAGCUACUUGGGGUCGAACCGCCAGCAGAAAACGAAACUGCAGCAGAGAUGCAACGCCUGGAUGAGUUGUUCAAGGCAAACAUCUCGAGGAACAAAGAUGGGAGAUAUCGACUUAAGCUCAUCUUCAACGAAAAUCUCCAGUCGCUAGGCGACAAUGAAAAGAUUGCUAUCAACAGAUUGAACUCGCUCAUUUCGCGGAGUUCCAAAGAAGUUCUCGAGGCGAUCGACGAAGAGAUGGAGAAAUACAUCAAGGAGGGCUAUGCCGAGCUGGCUCCGAAACGGAAGCCGGGAGAAUUCGUGCAUUAUCUACCACUCCAGGUGGUCAAGAAACCCGACCAAGGGUCACCUAGGGGCUUCAAGUUGAGGAUUGUCAAGGAUGCAGGUUGUCGUUCGAAGGAUCUGGCUUCAUUAAACGACGUUCUGAUAACAGGAUACAACCUACUCCAGAACAUUCUCCUCGUGCUCACGAAAUUUCGAGAGUCUCCCAUUGCCGUCGUGGCGGAUGUGGAGAAAGCAUAUCAUCAGUUUGAAAUCGAUCGAUCACACCGAACGUUCCUCAGAUACUACUAUCGGCCCGGAGUCUCAAGAAACGCCGGAGCUCCUAUCAAGGAGUUCUGGUCGAAAAGAUUGGAUUUCGGGACUUCCGCUAGCCCAUGGUUAUACCAAGCAGGCCUCAAAUUCCAUCUGGAUGGCGAGAAGACUCGUCGGCCGUCUGAGACUGAGUUCAUCAAUGAGCUGCAGUUCUCAUGUUACAUGGAUGAUUUGAGUUUCGGUAGUGUUAACCAAGAGACAGCAUUAACAAAGAUACAACGAUGCGUCGAAAUUUUCCGAAGCGGGCACUUCCCGCUGAAGAAAUGGGCUACCAAUUCGGAAGAAGUGGCGGAAGGAAUGAGGCAAGCGUUCUCCGAUGAGACAGUGUCGAUUCGGAGCGCCGAACCAGACUUUCGAUUCCUGGGGAUACGCUGGUGUCAGGUUACGGACGCACUUGGUGUUUUCGUAACCAACGCCAACAGAUGUUUCAACGAUGCGAAACCGAGCAAGCGUUCGCUGCUCUCAGGGUUGGCUCAAAUCUACGAUCCUCUCGGAAUAAUCUGUCCGAUUUCGAUACAUGCCAGAGUGCUGUUUCAAAUGAUGUGGCAGGACAAAGUUCAAUGGGACGAUCGUCUCAACGCAAAACAUCGUGAGCUCUACGGAGAGUUCGUUCGGCAGCUCAAGUCUGCGGAUCGAAUCCUCGUUAGCCGAACAAACGCGAGGAUCGACAGACUCCCCAGGCGGACAGAAAUCCACGCGUUCUCUGAUGCGUCGAAAGUCGCUUACGGGGCGGUCAUAUAUCUCAAGGAGUUCUUCCAGGACGGCGAUCCGGAAAUCAAGUUCCUCAUGGCGAAAGCGAAGGUUGCGCCGAACAAGGCCAAUUGGAAUAUCCAUCGUUUGGAGCUGAUGGCAGCUCUAGUCAGCUGUCGCCUGGUUGAGAAGCUCAGACCGGCACUCGGAAACACAGUCAAAAGGACGGUUUACUGGGUGGAUAAUAGUGCUGUGGUCGGUUGGACGAGGGACAGGCCAUCGGAAUGGCGAACUUUCGUCGCCAACAGGAUCACCGAGAUCCAGAGGUUCUCAACGCCGGAUCAGUGGCGCUAUGUGGCCACGAAGUCCAACCCGGCUGAUUUGCUCAGCAGAGGCAACUCACUGGAGUCGAGGGAAAGUGUCGAGUUCUGGUUGAAUGGACCUUCGUGGCUAAAAGAGCAAAAGUUGCCGGACCCGAUCCGCAUUGGCAAAGAAGAAUUCGCGGAGGCAAUAGCAGAGGCAAAGCAUGGCAACGUCGCAGAAACAGACAUCCUGCAUGUCACGGCUUUGCCAAAGGUGUCGUCGUCUCUGCUCAAGGAGAAGCACUUUUCAUCGUGGCCGAAAGCGGUGAGAUCGCUGGCUUACGUCAGGAGGGUUUUCCAGAAAGCUCGCAAGAGGGAUUUGUCUAUGGACAUUCCCGUUCAGGUCGAGGAAUAUCUUGACGCAGAGAGAGCACUUAUAAGGAAUCUACAGCAAAUGGAUUUCCCGACAGAAGUCGCCAGUGGAGGGAGAAAGCUACCGAAAACGAGCAAGCUUUAUCUCUACAAUCCGAUGGUCGAUGAACAUGGAAUCCUACGUUGUAAGUCAGGAUUGAUCAAGUCCGGUGAUCUGUCGUUCGGUGAAAAAUAUCCGAUAAUCCUCGAUGGGCGGAACUAUUUCACGAAGUUGCUCAUAGCGUGGAUUCACAAAUCAAAAUGUCUCCAUUCACCAGGAAUCACCACCAAUCUUCAUCAUAUCCGUGCGGAAUACCUCAUUCUGAGGGAGCGCUUGGUGGGCUGCAUAAAGCGUCCACUCCGGAAAAUCUUAGGAACGAAUAUACCAAGAUUUCGGGAGUUGGAAUCAAUCCUGUCGGAAAUCGAGCUGUGCGUCAAUCUGAGACCAAUAACAGCGCUUCCAUCCAGUGAGUGUGAGGUCAGAGCACUGUGCCCAGCGGAUCUGGUGAAUGGAUACAACGCAAGAGCCAGGUUCCCAGAUACUUCGAUGGUCAACUUGAAAGUCAGCGACCGGGACAUGCCGAUAAUUAUGUCGAAAGCGUGGAAACGCCAAGAGGCCGUCAUGAAGGCGUUCUGGAAAAGAUUCCGACUCGAGUACUUGGGUCAGUUGAGGAACGCAGUUGAGACCAAACCAGCAUCUCCGAAUGAGCUCAAUGUGGGCGACGUGUGCCUGAUGGCAGACCCGAGUCCGUCGCGUGGGUUCUGGCCGCUCUGCAGAGUAGUCAACGUGUUCGGUGGCGAGAGAACAGAUCUCAGAAAACGAUCAUGCAUGGUCAUGAGAGGAGACAGGAAGAUUCUCAAGCGCCCAAUCCACUCAAUAUAUCCAUUGGGAAUUGGCCAAGCUGAAGAAGCCAGCAAUGUUCUAUAG